This is a messenger RNA of Boeremia exigua, 1140 nucleotides long. Its product is annotated as WD domain-containing protein. Gene Ontology annotation, molecular function: protein binding. NCBI's taxonomy places the organism in Eukaryota, Fungi, Ascomycota, Dothideomycetes, Pleosporales, Didymellaceae. The coding region runs from base 1 to 1140 and encodes 379 amino acids. The record is from RefSeq and is a predicted model, not a curated record. The transcript has 3 exons.
AUGUCUCGGUCCAACGACCCAGGCCACUACUUCCAGACCACCUCUGCGCUCAACGAGACGGCGCGCAAGGCCGCCAAAUCGAAGAACGACAGGGGCAGCCCGUUCAAGCUCCCUUCCAAGAUCCUCGCCGUCGUCGCCGACCCGCAACAUGCAGACCAGAUAUACGUUGCCGAGGCCGCCGGCAACGUGAAGCGGAUCAACAUUGAAACCAAGAAAGUCAUCAAGACUUUUGCUGGACCCGUGGCACCGCUUACGUCACUUGCUGUCUCGCCGCGGUCUGACACAGUGUACGCAUCAUGCUGGGACAAGUCAGUGUGGUCAUGGACCCUGUCCACAGGGAAGCUGGCAAAGCGAUUCCAAGGACACAGCGACUUCGUCAAAGCUGUGCUCCCGUUCGUUCUACAAGACAAGGAGCUCCUCGUGUCUGCUUCUGCGGACGCGAGCAUCAUUGUUUGGGAUGCCGCUACUGGCAACAAGCUCCACACUUUGAAGGGACACACACGAGGCAUUCUUGCACUCACGCUUGAUGUCACAGACUACGAUCCGAACAAAGACACGGCAACUGUAUUCAGUGCUGGCAGUGACCGCGAGAUUCGACGUUGGAACAUUGGCUUGGCCUCGGCCUCAGAACUUGAGCCCUCGCCGAUUAUUGCGCACGAGACGAGCAUCGAUGCUGUGCACUUUGACUCGGACGGAGAUCUCUGGACAGCUUCUGCGGAUAAAACUGCAAAGUGUCUUUCGCGAGGCAGACAGUGGGAGGAAGAUUCGGCGUUCGAGCACCCUGACUUCGUACGCGAUGUCGCUGUCGACGAAGACGGAGGAUGGGUUGCCACAGCUUGCAGAGACGAAGAGGUUCGCGUAUGGGAGAAGGGCAGUGGCAAGCUGCAUCACGUCUUCUCCGGCCAUUUUGAGGAAGUCACUGGACUAAUCCUGUUGCCUGGCCAGAAACUUAUCAGUGUGAGUAUCGAUGCAACCGUGCGACAGUGGAGCCUAAAGGCGCAGGAGCUCGCCAAGGCAGUUAAGGAAGCCGAGGACGAACAGCUUGGUCAAGUCAAGGACAAAGAACCAGAGAAUAAAGAGGGCAUGAUGACCGCCGAAGAAGAGGCAGAGUUGGCCGAACUUAUGGGAGAUAGCGACUAG